AUGCGUUCAAUAGCCUUCAUCGCUCCCCUCGCUAUUUUGCAGGGGGCAGCUGCUCAGCAAAUUUACGACAUAUGGCAAACGACCUGGGACAGAAGUAACCUCUUUACUUACUUUCAGCCCACCCCCGACCCAAUCGACUUUGUAACGCCUGGAGCGGCCGCAAGUGCUGACAUUUCUGUUGAUGACUCUUCUGUAUACCAAACUAUCUACGGUUUCGGUGCAUCCCUCACUGACUCCUCGGCACAAUUGCUGAGCAACUUGAAAACUCAAAACUCUGCCAACUACUGGGAGCUCAUGGACUACCUUUUCAAUGUCACCGACGGAGCGAACGCCGCUGGAUUCUCCUAUAUCCGUGUACCUCUCGGCGCAUCUGAUUUCUCGGCAAGCUUAUACAGUUUAGAUGACACAAGUGGAGACACUUCCCUCGGCAGCUUCAACAUCGACGCUGCUCCUAGUUAUGUAUUCUCCACGCUCACCGAUAUCCUUUCGAUCAAUAAUCGACUAAGCGUGCACAUCUUGCCUUGGUCACCACCAGGCUGGAUGAAAUCUGGAUCAACGAUGGACGGUGGUACAUUGGACAGCCAGUACGUUGACACGAUGGCCAAUUAUCUUCUCAAGAGCUUGCAAGGUUUCCAGAGUAAGAACAUUCCCGUCUAUGCCCUCUCGAUCCAGAACGAACCUGAAAACAGCAACCCAACUUAUCCCAGCUGCAGCAUGCCAGUAGCGCAAGAAGCGGCGAUUGGUACAGCCUUGAGGAGCCUCAUGAACAGCAAUGGUUUUACCAGCACCAAACUCAUUGGAUACGAGCAUAACUGGAGUGACGCUGCCAACUACCCCGUACAGCUUAUGCAACAAGCUGGCAGUUCUUUCGACGGAGUGUCCUUCCACUGCUACGAAGGUGCAGUCAGCGAUAUGUCGUCCUUCACUUCCCAAUAUCCCAGCAAGGAAGUUUAUCUUACCGAGUGCACCGGAACGAUUGGAUCAGACUGGUGGAGUGAUAUCAAGUGGUACAUGGACAACCUCUUCAUUGUAGGGCCCCAAUACGGAGCAUCGAAUGGUCUCAUGUGGAACUUGGCUCUUGAUGGCAAUGGGGACCCCAUCCUUUCCGGCACAAACAGCUGCGCCAGCCCCGGAUGCCGUGGUGUCGCACAGAUCAACAGUGAUGGGAGCUACAGCCUCAACCAGGAGUUCUACUCCAUGGCCCAGGCUUCCAAGGCCAUCAUCCCCAAAGACGUCGGUGGUCCAUUCGGCCAGCGUAUCGGCGUUUCAGUAUCUGGCUCGCUUAGCUGGUCGCUCAUCGUUGGGGCAUAUGUUACUGGACGUGUUUCCUCGACAGACUGGAACCGUUAUGCUAUCGUAGUUCUCAACUGGGACGACAGCUCCACUACUACUUGGAACCCUGUCCCUGUCGAAGCCACCAUCGAAUUCAGAGGCAUGCAGGCUACCUACACUUUCCCUGUGGGUGUCACCACCCUCUGGUGGUACGCGGCCCCAAACUAAGCAACUCGGCACAAGUUGCGAUGUAUGCGAGUUAACGUGCACAGUUGUCUUUGCACUUUAUUUAUUUAUUGGAUUUUAUUAUUGGGUUAUUUACGAAUUCACAUGUGGGUCUCAUUUGCGGGGCAGCAAUCAAUACCAUUUUCAUAUACGGAAAAAAGGAAAAA
This is a messenger RNA of Serpula lacrymans var. lacrymans S7.9, 1664 nucleotides long. Its product is annotated as glycoside hydrolase family 30 protein. The coding region runs from base 1 to 1500 and encodes 499 amino acids. Gene Ontology annotation, molecular function: glucosylceramidase activity. The record is from RefSeq and is a predicted model, not a curated record. Lineage: Eukaryota; Fungi; Basidiomycota; Agaricomycetes; Boletales; Serpulaceae. The transcript is spliced from 16 exons. Gene Ontology annotation, biological process: glucosylceramide catabolic process.